AUCGACGAGGGGUACGGCCGUGACGAUCGAUCUUGCGCGCACAAUGUAUCCGGCAGAGAAGGAGAACCGGCCAAGGACACGCAGGACACAAAGGGGGAGCUGCUGCCACUGUCACCCUCGCCGGCCACGCCUUCCCAUAUCCACGGUGUCGACCAAUCGGCGGCCGAGCUCCUCCUCUCGACCAGCGUUUUUGCCCUACGGAACACAACGAUGCACCCAGGGUCGCACAGUCGAUGCGUUCAAGUGGCUCGUCGACGACUCAUCGAGUGUCCGGGGUCGUAUCUAUCGUGCGUGUGUCCUGUUAACCGAAGUCUUAAGUCCGUCUGCUCAGAGUGUGUGUCUGUUCGGUCGUUCGAGUGCGCGGUCUUGACACAAAAUAGUACUAUAUAAUUCCCACGUCGCGGUUUUGCCCUUGUCUAGCGGCGUCCGUGUAAACGUUUUGGCAAACGCCUGUCUGUAGACUUUCUUAUAAGACCAUGUCGGACAGCGAAAGCCCGAAACCGAUGGAAACGCAAUUCCACCAUCAUCACCAUCCGAGGAUACCGCCGUCGCUGUUGGCCUGGUGCCCGACACUAAUGCCGCCCUGGUGUUCGCUGUUGCCGGCCGCCUGGUGUAAUCCGGCCGCCCUUAGAUCGGCUUUCCCAGGACUUUUGGACAGCAUUAAGAUGCCUAGCAGUCAAACCCGUCCGUCAGGUUUUCACAUAUGCGACAUACUAGACUUAAACGACGGAAAGGUGAACUCUUCGGAAAACGCCAACACCACUCUGGGGUCGCACAUUAGCGCUCCAGACGUUCACACCAUCGGCAGCACGGGUUUUCAAUUUCCCAGCGUCUUGCAAUCUUCCACCGACCUGCUACACCAUUGGCCCACAUCUCUCACCGAACUCCGAGGAUUCGGUAUGAGCCACGGUACUCAACAGGCCAGUCCGGACAGCACAUCGCCCGGAGUCACCGACCUGACAGACACUUCGAGUACACCCAGCGGUCUGGCAGCCGAUACUUCUGUCAGCGUGGGAGGCCCGGGGUCGGGGAUCGGCGGUAAACAAGAACCGUCCGAGGCGGACGGCGAAGAAAUCAUGGAAGAUGACUUUGACGACGAGCCGGGCGCAGGAGGCGACCACGACCGUCCUGGGUCAGGCGGUGCCGGUCAUCCGUCCGACGGCGGUGCGGUGCACAAGAAACGCAAACGCCGAGUGCUCUUCAGCAAAGCUCAAACGUACGAGCUAGAACGCCGAUUUAGACAGCAGAGGUACUUGUCGGCUCCAGAACGAGAACACCUGGCUUCCAUCAUCCGGCUCACCCCGACACAGGUGAAAAUUUGGUUCCAAAACCACAGGUACAAGACGAAGCGAGCCCAACAAGAGAAGGGCAUGCACGUGGACCACCACGCUGCGGCCGCGGCUAACGCGCUUACCUCGCCAAGAAGGGUAGCAGUGCCCGUGUUGGUUAGAGACGGUAAACCUUGCUCCAACCAGCCGACGGGUCCAGGUAAGACCGAACAAAUGGUCAUGCCGUCGUACUCGCAUCCGUUAAUGCAUAGUCAGACGCCCAGGACUUGGUGGUAGUCAUUAGCACCUUGAUUUUCCUGAGCACCGUGUCGUGUUCUUCGUCCAGUGUCUUCCUACAACAGCAAAAUCCGGACUAGCAUAACGUUCGCCUGCAGUGACAAGAAUCAAGUCUAACCUACUUAAAUAUUACAUACAGUUCUGGGUAUCGUUAUGGGUUUCGACAGUGCAAUUUAUUAUCGCCAAUUGUAAAAAAAAAAUCAAUUUAACAUAGUUUUCAAAAUAAUUCACACCCAUAAUUUAGCGUUUAAAAAAUCAGAACCCUAUAAUUAUCGUAAGCCAGAUCUGUAGGUCGACAAAAUGUUCAACUGCAGUUUAGGACUUUUCAUUAAAAUUCACUUUACCUUCUUCCCGUUUCGUUUUUUAUCGUUUCUUUUCGAUAAUUUAUAAUACUAAAAACUAGAAUUAAGCGUAUAAUAAUUUCUAAAGAUAAAAAAAUAAUAUAUUGAUAUUAUAUAGUUACUCAUAUUUAAAACAAACAAAGCUUUAAAAAAUUGAAAAAAAAAAUUAACUACUUAUUAUUGAUAUUGUUUAUUAUUAUUAUUAUUAUUAUUAUUAUUUAUUAUUAUAUUAUUAAAUACUUUAAUAAGAGUUUAACGAAACAAAAGACUAGUCAUUUCGUGUAUUUUUAUUUGUUUAUAUUUUUAUUGUUAGCACGUUAUACGCGCCCACGUAGGUGUAUGUAAUUAUUGUAAUUUUAAGUUGUACAUAUUAUAUAGUACGCAUAAUAUAUAUUAUAUAAUACAAAAGGACGGUUGUUAAAUUAUAUUAAUUGAA
Adelges cooleyi (spruce gall adelgid) is the source of this 2342-nucleotide messenger RNA. RefSeq names its product homeobox protein vnd-like. The transcript is spliced from 5 exons. Gene Ontology annotation, molecular function: RNA polymerase II cis-regulatory region sequence-specific DNA binding; DNA-binding transcription factor activity, RNA polymerase II-specific. Gene Ontology annotation, cellular component: nucleus. Gene Ontology annotation, biological process: regulation of transcription by RNA polymerase II; cell differentiation. Bases 477 to 1565 code for a protein of 362 amino acids. The record is from RefSeq and is a predicted model, not a curated record. Lineage: Eukaryota; Metazoa; Arthropoda; Insecta; Hemiptera; Adelgidae.